Molecule: messenger RNA, 924 nt
Organism: Anastrepha obliqua
Lineage: Eukaryota; Metazoa; Arthropoda; Insecta; Diptera; Tephritidae
Product: spidroin-1-like
Exons: 2
Coding region: 1-924 (307 amino acids)
Source: RefSeq, a predicted model, not a curated record
AUGCGUACAUUUGUGGUCCUGUGCUCGCUCAUCUCUGCUACCUACGCAGGCAGUCUGGGUUAUAACUAUGGUCCAGCGAUCGAUGGCGGUUUGGGCGGUCUGAGUGGCGGUCUGAGCGCCGGUCCCAGCUUUGGCGGUAUCGCUCCUUCUGGACCUAGCUAUGGUGGUCUUGGUGCUGCUGGCCCCAGUUACGGAGGUGUUGGUGCUGCUGGACCAAGCUACGGUGGUGUCGGUGCUGCUGGUCCCAGCUAUGGUGGUGUCGGUGCUGCAGGUCCCAGUUUUGGUGGUGUUGGUGCUGUAGGUCCCAGCUUUGGUGGUGUUGGUGCUGCUGGUCCCAGUUAUGGUGGCCCUGCUGCUGCUGGCCCCAGUUACAGCGGUCCAGUUGCCUCUGGUCCCAGCCAUAGCGCCCCCGCUGAAGUCAACAAGGAAUUCUUCUCGUACACUGCUCCCGAACAUGAAUUCAAUGAUGUUGGCGACAGUGGUCCACUUGCUAACUCCCUCAAGAAGAACGUGCGUGUUGUCUUCAUCAAGGGACCUGAAAACACUGGACUUGAGAACGCCGCUGUGCAAUUGGCCAAAUCGGUCGGCGAGGAUCGUACCGCCAUCUAUGUGCUCAGCAAACAGGCUGAUAUCGGCGAUUUGGCUAACAAAUUGCAGUCGCUCAACCUCCAGAACACAAACAAACCCGAAGUGCACUUCGUCAAGUACAAGACCCCGGCUGAUGCGGACAAUGCUCAACGCGCUAUCCAGUCGCAAUACGAUGGAUUGAGUGGUCCUUCUAGCAGCCAGAACGGUGGUGUUGCACCCGUGUUGGACUUCGCAUCGAAGGGACCUGCAUCAGCUGGACCAGCUGCCCAACAAUACGGUGGCGCACCAGUUGGCGGUGUCGAAAACACUUACUUGCCCCCAAACAAACGCGUGUAA